UAUCGUGAUUUUUAUGUCAUGUUCAAUAAAUGAGUUUUAAAAUACCUUCGAGAUAUUACUUCCUACCUAUCCUGAAAGCAAUAUUCCACUGCAGAUGCAACCGCAGGCGUAAUAGAUCAUUCAUCGAUUCUUUCAUAAUGAGUCACGCGUUAAUACAUAAGUACAGACAGGGUUGUUCAUUAAACGAUGACCAGCAAAGACCGUGCCGCGAUAUCAGAGUUACGCGGAAUUAUUAUGAUUCAUGAUUAGGUGAUUCGCGUUGAUUCGUCAUUAGCGUAUAUAUCACCGAUCGGAAUCUCGAUCGCUGAAGAUACGAGAGGAAGUUUCUACUUUUUCAUUGAACCAGUUUCGAAACUUUGCAAAAUUGAACAAAGUUACUUUCCCAGAGUUCGAUAAACCUGACCUACGGACGUAACAACCUUUGACUUGUUUCCUGGGUUCAGGAAUUGAAAUUCGGCCGAUCGAUACCGUAUAAUAUUCAAACUGCACAGCGUUCGAUUUGAAUUUUGAGUUGAGAGGAUAAAAGCCUCGAGUUUCGAGAAUAUUCCUCUGUCAUGAAUCUGCGAAAUUUCGUGAAGUUUGAAAACAGAGUGGGAAGAAUGCUGCAACCUGUGUUUUCAAUUAAAUUCGUCGACGCAACGAAUCGUACCCUGACAAUUUAAAUCGUUCUGCAAUAUUCGCAUUGCGAGAUCGGUUACCGUGAAAUCUCUUAUCGGUUCACCUAUUGUCAUUGCGUGAUAAAAAUUGACAGGUAAUCGUUAAGCGUUCUAACGCAAUCGGAUUUACGGUUGUUCGAUAAGCGCCUUGAAUAAGAAUUAUCCUUCGAGUAAAUCAAUUUCGCAAAGCGUAGCCACGGAAUAAGCAAACAUAUAGUUAUUGUUUCUACUCGAAUGAAGAAAAGGAAGCUGCGCCAAAGUUAUUGGAAACGCGAUAUCGCGGGAUAUCGAUACUCUCGCGGUUUAAUUCCGACGUCUAGUCGAAGGAACAAUCGCGAAAAUCUUGAAAGAACCUUAUAAUUUAUCAUGGCAUGUCUCAUUAUCAAGAUCCGUGGAACAAUCGCGAAAAGUAUGAAAGAUAAGGAGGAUCGAUAUGAGUAAGAGAUCCGAAGCUACCCGCGUACGUACGCAAGUACGUGACAUUGUCAAUAAAAUCUCUGUCCCUCGGCUGCGUUAUCAGUAAAAUUUUUUGCAAGAUUAAACCGCGAUAUCGAGCUGGAACAAAGAGAAAAUGCCAGGACCGAUUUUCCUCCUUUCUCCCACCUUUCGUCGAACGAUUCUUUGGUUGGAAAUUUUAUCGAACACCUCCGAGAACGGAACGAACGAGGCUUGAAACGCGAGUCGAGGAUCUUUACCCACGGAAUGCGCGUCUGGUUACGCCAAUGCUUUCCGCGAAUGGAAAUUUCCACGCGACGCGACGCGGGGACUCGACUCGUACGAUUGCUGGUGUGUCAUUGCCUGACUUAUUAAUGCGAAAAUUGCAUCGGCAAAAAUACCUGGCGCCUCGCGAAACGUCGCUAACAGGAAAGAGAAAUAAAAUCGCGUGCUGCGUCGAUAUCUCCGAUUCGUCCACGAUGGCGCCUUCCGGUCUCGAGAUCGGCGCGCUUCGCGAAUUUCCGAUCCAGCGCGAUCGUUCCUCAGCCGCUAAUCAAUUCGUCGCGGUGGUCCGCGAUGCAGGAAGGAACGGAAACGACACCCACGGCUUGAUAUCGCGUUCCGAAUUCGUCCAAACGCAUCUGCCUGUAUAUCGGUAUUCUCAGAGCCUCCACCUACACUCCGCUUUCGCUCUCUAUCGUCGUCCGUUACGCGAUAGGAUACGCUCUAUCCUCUUCGUUCUAUCGAGCGACGAUUUCUAGCGACCGUAAAGUACGCUGCGGUUCAGAAUGAACAGGCUCGGCCUUGGAACGGAGAGCACCCUGUCCUUGGCCGAACGAGAGUGUCGACCGGUGAUACAUAGCGCCGAUGCAGGAUCGAAAGGUAGUCGCGGGAGUUGCGUUAACGAUGUCUCGAUUCAACGGUAUUUCAAGCCGCUUUGCGUACAAACAAACAAAUUACUUAACUCGAAAUUGGGUCUAUUUAGAGAGACCGAGCCUCCGAGACCUUGCUAUUCGUAGAGCGACCGACUACGCCGGUGCGAGGCUACCGAGGGACCGAGGAAAUAAUGAAACACAGGUAGAACGCAGUUCGGCAAAGAAUUCAGGUCGAUGGACUUUCUGGCUAGUACGGAAUAGGGUCGGUGAUCAAUACGUUCGCGCGACAAUACUAUUUCUAACUCGGUACGAAUUAUUCUUAGAAUGCAACUGUUCUAGCAUUCGUGCGAUCAGCACGCGACACGACCGAUCAAUCUACAGGAUCGUGAUUUAUCCGGUUGUUUGUAUUCGAGAAGACAACCGCGAAGAUCGAGAGAGCGAUCGAACCUCUUAGCACGUCGCGACUCAUCGUGACGAGAUCCCACUCGAGACACUCGAGACAAUAAAUUCUUGAACAAACGAAACUCCGUUCCGGAAAAUCGUGCUAAUCAAGGACGUGUUACACUUACUUUACUAUCGAUACUAUGUAGCAGGAAAUCCUUGAUCCUCGAACCUCGCCAAUGUCGGUUUCAGCGACGAACUUGCGAACAACUUUUAUAAUUAGAAAUUUCUUUCACGCGAUUAUGCGAUCGUACGCAACGUUCAUGUUUACGUAGACGAAAGUUGAAAAACAAAUUUUCGUCAAAGCAAUAUCGGGGAAGAAAAAAGAUUCGUUAAGAAUUUUCCGUUAUCGUCGCACAAUUGGCAAGAGAAUUGUAAUGAAUUAUGUCUUCGAUGCCCUUCGGGUUAUCGGAAAGGUUUUAUCGUUACGAGGAGGAAGCAUCGUCGAUGCCCGGCCAAGAGACGCCACUUAUUUCUGUUCUUAUCAGGAUAGUUGUUAAUAAUAAUAAUGCACGCCUAUUGACGGUCGUUCGACGAACAGUAAUACGGUAAAGAAGUUAUGCUGCGUCGGUGAAGAAAAUUUGCAACUGGCAAUAACAUGUUUGUCGUCCAUCGAUAUCGAUGGCUACUUUAGUAGGAAACGGAAUUGAUUUCUAUGCGAAUCUAUCCAUAUACGUAACAGCCGUACUAUUUCCGUGCAUUUGUCUCCAGUUUGCUUCUGAUCUUUGAAUUAGUCAUAGCAACUCUGAUCUCGCCAAAUAAGCAAACAAGAGUUCUGUUUACGCAUUUAAUGCUUUUAUUCUCGUCGCAAUCGUUACAAAACCGACAGUUGUUUUCAAUCACGUGCCGAUCACCCGAUUAGUUCGAUAACCGUGAUAAUUGUAUUCGAAUAAGAAUGCUAUUGACAUUCGCUCGCCUUCGAACGAUCGUCAAUUCUCUUAAGAAUAAAAAGGGCGAAGAAACUGAACGCAUCUCGCGAGAGCGUUGCAAUGUUUGCGGUGUCAAUGUUAAAUACAAGAGACAGGUAGACAGGGUUUUUGGCCGUGCAUCGAGGGAUAGCGUGACUUCGAAGAAACUGACACAGAUUUCUAGGAAAUACCGACUAACUAACAUCCGUCGUUUUCCCGGAUGCGACUAAACCGGGCAAGUUUGACGCACAAUUGACGCUCGGUGUAUCGAGAAUCGGUUGGACGACAGCCUGGGUUUAGAAAUAUUUGACAGUGGCUUGGUAGCAUGCAAAGAGAGCGUGAACGUGCGAUCGGCAUACGCGUCUGUACUUAUAAGUAAGUCACCGCGUCUACCUUGUUAUUUUCGGCGUAAAACCGACGCAGGUCGUGGCAAAGAGAGGCGCCUAGGGAUCGCGACGCGUCGUCUCGACACCCACGUGAGUAUUUCUACAAGUACACUGUCACGAUCGCUGCCAAAUCGUGGCAGUUCAUCGGCAGAUUGGCCCGAGGCAACAGGGAAUCCAACGUGACGCCAGGAGUUAACGUCAUCUACGUAGGUGCAACCGCGAUCGUCAAAGGUCGGCUCGCGUUUAUAAUAGAUACACGAGCGACACUUUUCAUCUUUUUUAUCUUUGAAUUCUAAACUGGCUGCGAAAUAUAAUCGCAAAAUUCCAGGUACACCUUUACGCAGCUGCAGAAUCGUUCUCCUAUGACCUAUCCUAAUCCUACCUCAUCCAUAUGCAUGCCGGAGAAGAAGAUAUCGACAAAGCUGAUUAAACGCGUUCCUCGCUGUAACGCGAAUGGUUAAAUUUAGACGAACGUUUGCCGUAUUACGCGCCAUAUGAAUCAGGUAUGAACGAAACGAUCGCGUGGACAGACGCGGAGAUGCGGAUGACUCGAGUCAUUUAAAAUUCGCCUGUUGCGAAUGCUGCUGGAAUGCAGCUGCAUGAUAGUUUCGUGGUAAGAAAAAGGACUGUUUAAGGGGCGCUGUCCACCCUUGCUGCGAAUGAUCGAAACGUACGCAGUUGGCGCGACAAUUCCAUCUGCUUGGCAUCUGACACCUUGAUUGGCGCGCACGCGAUACUAUUCGAAUCGCGAUACCAAUAUCGUUCGCAAUCGAUUCGCCUUCCUAAUUGUGCAAAUCGAAUGACUCCGAUGGCACAAUCGAUAAAGCGCGUACAGAUCCUUAGCUCGAUAUUGAAUUAGUGGCAUCGCGCGAAACAUCUCGAUCGCGAUACACGCGAGGGAACGUUUUAAAAGAAAAUAUGAUAGCGUCAGUAUGAACGACAUUUGCAACGGCUGUUAAAAAGAUGUAACAUCGUAGAAGACGGUGAUUCGAUCGCGCAAAGAUCAGGCUCGAUUUAGAUAACCGAUGUUGUUUUUAUAGCGACAAAUUUGAUUGUGCAUUCGCGUAUCACGCCGCUAGCAGGACACCGAUCAUGAACAGCUCUGGCACGGUUUAAACCGCGAUAAAUUCCUGACGCGACUCGUCUUUAUUGCCAAAUAUUCGCGCAAAUAGACGCGCGCAAGCGCCCAAAUAAUCAUCUGUCAAUUAUUUCGGUAACUUGUAACAAUUUAGUCGAUGCAUUUGGAAACGUGACGAUCGUUUUCGCGUCAUAGUUUCAAAUGUAUCGCGCGUAUGACGAACCGAUCUCAUUCGAGAUUCGAUCGACCUUGAUACGAGAUCUUGGAUUCUCAGCAAGGACGAUAUCCAUCUGGAUGGAAGUUCUCUGCUGCCGUCUGCCGAGACCGAUUCGCUUUUUCAAGGGAAACCAGUCUUGGCCGGGCUUCUGUAUCGGUUUUCUACCCUCCAUACAGAUGUCGGUGUAAGGUUUUGCCAUCGACCGGUUACCGACCAGUUAUGCGGCAGUUUUAAAGUCUAAAACUGCGCACUUGCCAGCGUUUUGUUCUCCAGUUAUUUCCUGUCCGAUCUCGUUAGUUGUUAAAUGAAUUUUUGAAUUCUCGGUCGUUCAAAACGUCCAAUGAUUCGACGGAUUAUUAGACGAUGACACGAUACUUGCUAUUUAGCCGCGGACCACGCACGUUUUAUCGUCACGCGUGAAUCUUUCCGGAUAGACGAUAUUUUCAUCCGGCUAUAAAUACUACAUUCAACGGUCAGCGAAAACCGCGAUAUGCAUUCGAUGCAGAUGCUUGAAUAAUCUCGAUUUCGUUUCGUUUCGUUUUCUUUUCAGCACGGUUAACGAUCGCUCUUGCCUGAAAGAGUGUUACGCGAUCGAAUGGGAUCCUUCUAACGAGUAUUCACAGUUAAAUUGAAAGAAAAGAAAAAGUGACGCUUACUCGCGAUCAAGCGUGUCUGGCUUUUUUCAUAAUUUUCAUUGGUACAAAUGAAAAUUUACUGAAUGAGAGCUGCACCAGGGCUCCCACCUUUCUGCCGUAUCUACGCCGUACUCAAAUGACACUGAAAGCACGGAUGCAGAGAGCUCCGACCGACCGAAAUCAAUACCAUGUUGGCCUACUACGCCGUGGCCUUCUUUUCAGCUAAAUCCAUUUGCCGCGGAACACGAUAAUAACCAAUAUGCAUGUCCCCACGAACAUCCGUCAAGCAUAUCUUGUUAAAGAAAUUCUCGAGAAACCACGUGUCUCUGAUAUUAACUUAUGUAAUUAUCAGCCUUUUCAACACGCGGAUACGUCAUCCGUAAAAUCUUAUGUCUAGCCGUUAAAUUCGUCGAGUGGACUCUUCGUUCGUCGCUUUUAACGUUUGCGCGUUAAUCGACAAAUUUGUAUAAUGACAAAAUAAUUAUUGAUGGAUAAAAAAAGAACCAGACGAGUUGCACUAACCGGAUCGAACGCUUUCAAUCGUUAACGCUAAGCCUUACGCGGUAAGGUUUCUCCGGGGGGGAAACGAAAUCGAGAGGAAAUCCGCAAGGAAGAGUAACCAAUUAACUGUUCGACGAGUAAUCUGUCAAAGGUAUUAAUUAAUCCGAUUGGAUCCGGGUGUGAAAUUAAUACGCUCUUGUCAUUUGACGAAGAAGAUUAUAUAUGAUCGUUGAUCGUGUACCUUAAAGAUAUACACCGAUGUACACUUACAAACGGUUAUUAUCCUUCCGUGCACUAUCGAUCUUGGUCAAAGAGUUGGAUGGGCAGGAACGACGCAAUAACAGGAACGUCGUCGCGACGUCCUGGCGCCCGCGACUAUGUCCGUGAUUCCUUUUAUAACAGCGAAUCCACGUCUAGUAUACCAAACAACGUAAUAAAUCUAAAGCGAUCUUUAAGAGCAUUUUAUUUUUAAAUAAAGACAAUCAGCUCUUUUUACCAGCUGCCUUUAUGUUUUUUUUACUAAUUUGCAAUUGAAUGGAAUCAUUCAUUCGUGCGAAUGCAUUCAAAUCGUGUUACACGUGUUUUACCCUAUUACCAAUUGAUGUUUUAAUUCAACGUGUGAAACCGAUAGCGAUACCCUUCGUUCAACGAAGCGGAUAUAUUGAAUAAUGCUUUACAUCCAGUUUUAUUCCAUACCGUCGACGAGUGUAUUAUUAGAACGCUGUGAAUAAUUACGUCGGCUAGAAGUUUGCACGCUCAUUAUCUGCUAAUUGUCAGGUUUCAUCGAGGUUACGCCAAUAUAGCGAGCUAUCAAUAUAUUCUGAUAAUUAGAAUAACCUAUAUAUUUAGUUAUAUUAAUACCAUGGCGGUAAUGCGUUGAGGUGUCAGAAUUAUAAGGUAAAUGAUCGUUCAACUUACCUUUUCGACGUCUUCGGCUAGAAUGUUCCUUCGUACAUGCUUACAGGUUUGCUCCGAGAUCGUUGAUGCUUCAAAACAAAACAAACCCUCAAGAUCGUGUGUACUUCGGCGAUAAUUCCUUUGGGCCAGACAUGCCAGUAGUUUGUUGUCCUUCGUCGAGACUGUAUCGCGAUAUUAAAUAUCUACGCACCUUUCAUCGCGUACUUCUCAACGUGUACCGAAAUUACGAUUUUUCUAAUUAGUUCUUUCCCGCGCGAACGAUCGUAAUGUCAACGCCAUGUUAUUUUAUUGUUAUUCGAAAGCAAUUAACUUGAUGACAUCUAUGGAUGAUUUUGAGCUCUUCGAGAAAUUUGAAGUGUUCGUUGAUUACCGACCGAGCCGCUAGGGUGUCGCUCGAGCGAUAAAACACGCGACGAUCGUAGUGCUGGAAAGAAACCCUUAUGCACGUUUUAUCGUUUAAACUCGCACUUUCGAGUUCUUCCCGCGCUCGUUCACCGUGCUCGUGCUUCGGUUCUCGUUCUUUCGAAUCUUUUGGAUAUUUCCGGGUGAAAAUUGUGCGAUUUAAUACACGAACAGUGCAAGUUGACUAAGUUUUAAACUCAGUUGUGGAUUAUUCGUCGAAGGUGAUGAAGAAUCCGUUGAAGAAAGAAGGUUAAAUUUUCACCGCGUCUCCCACCACAAUGGCGGCCAUUCUUGUCAUGGCAGCAAGCGGGAAAGGAGACGGAGAGGACGGAAAAGACGCGGGAAAAAGAAGGGACAAGGAAGGGGUGAAAGUGUCGUGGAUAAAGAGGGUAGAAGAGGCGGGAACGGAGGAUAUCGGACUGCUCUAUCUAUGGUCCCGGCUUCAUGGUGAAUACGAAUGAGCUGCUGGUCGAUCGGGCUGAAGCACUAAUUGAGAAAGUUCGCUGGUACCGCCGCUGGUGUUUCCUCUGGAUGAAGAUAGCCGACCACCUCUGGGGGAAAGUGGAGAGAAGAGAAUGUGGACGAGAUUAAGCAGAAAGGCAGAGUCGAAAAGCGUCGGCUAGUUAGGCGAGGAGGUCGGUUACGGGAACGACGCGAAAAAGUGCGCGUUACCUCGAUUCGACUCCCGUAGGACUGCACCAGGUUGCCUCUUCGAGGAUCUUGGAGGAGGCGAAAGAUCGGGCGACGAUCAACAAGACAACUACGAUGAACGUCUGAAAUAACGACGUACCAGAUUAAUUAUCACCAUGAGAACGUUGCUGAUUCUAGCGAGUAUUUUCCUGGAAAUACAUCUUCAUUUCACCGGUAGCCAAGCGGAGCAUCAGCGAUCGUUAAGCAGCGGUAACGAAGUGGUGUCUUCAAAGGAAUCCGAGGACAAGAACGAGGAUGUCAUCGAAGGGCCAGUCAGGGAAGUCCUCGCUCAUAGCGGAAGUACUGCAAAUCUGCCGUGUAAAAUCACCGAUCCAGGAGCUGGAACAAUUACAUGGGUGAAGCACAAAGGUAGACGGUUACUAACCGUUGGCACGAGUGUCCACUCGAUCGACAAUCGACUUCUCGUGAUGCAUUCGAGUACCGAUUGGUCACUUCAGAUACGAGCAGUUACUCUUCAGGAUGCUGGUAUAUACGAGUGUCAGAUUACAUCGCAUCCGGUGCAGCGUAACUUCGUGCACUUGAAAAUCACGGAAGCGUACUCGAUCAUACCCGGUGCGCCUGAUUUACAUGUGAAGCAAGGCUCGAGCCUUCGGUUGGAGUGUCAACUGAUGGCAGCCGCGGAAUCGCCCCUUUACGUCUUCUGGUAUCGCCAGGGUCACAUGAUCAAUUACGACGAGGAGCCGGGGGUGAAUGUCGAGCUCACCAAGGGUGGAUCGAUUUUAAUGGUCAACAAAACGAAGCCGUCGCACGGAGGAAAUUAUACCUGCGCGCCGAGUAACGCCAAGCCGGCGUACGUGAUGGUACACGUGAUCGAAGAGGAGGAGAAACCGGCGGCGAUGCACGGAGGCGACAGAAGGAACCUUAGCCCAGCAAUUUUGGCGAGUAACUUUCUAGUGUCCCUCUUGGCGGCCGCCAGCUGGAGGAUACCGAGUUUCACCAGCCUUUACCCGACGUGAAUCACCGUCGAACUUACGGGAAUGGACGGUGUUAGCCGUGCCCGCACCGCCGCGCCGCAACCCGGUUCAUCUUCUUCCGCAAGCACGAGUUCCGCCGAUGGUCGACCGGAUCACCGGCGCUCGUCUUUCCAGCUGUAAUUCCGAUCGACCCAACGAGGACGUGUCCUUGCCCCUCGACGUCGACGGGGAAACGUCGUCGAGGCGUGCUCGUCGGUGUGUGCAAACGUGAAAAUUACCAAUCGACCGCAUCGUUUAUCGAACGAUCGUUUCGCGCGAGGACCGGACCGUUUUGCCGAGUGUCUGUCGUGACAGAGAAACCGGGGACUGUGGUGCGGUCUACUCGAUCGCAACCCUCCAGGACUUUAGCCACCCAAGAAUCCUUUUGUGUUCCCUCUCCUCUCUGUCUCGCAUCCCUUUUAAUCUCGCAAUUUCUUUGCCUCUAGCAACGCGGCCGCGGCCGGAACAACGCGGCCGCGGCCGGAAUAAAGAUUAUCCUUCGUUCUGGAAUUGAUCUAACGCAUUGGCGGUAAAACACAUUUCGCUUUUAACGCAUCGCGAAUGUGUUCCUCUUCCCGUUCUCUCCUCUUCGACGACAGAAAAUCCCCCUUUGCAUUCGAGCACGGCCUUUUACUCGUUAGUAUACAUAUAUUUUCCGGUGUGAACGAUCACGGGUGAAAACUAUUUUUCUUCGUACGUGAAUCGUACGUAUAAUCAGUGUACACGUAUACAUUAUGUUCGUUACAUACGCGGUAAGCGUAUAUGUAUGUAUACACAGGUAGGGUGUAAGUUAUAUACGUGGACUCGAGAUGAACGAGCACCGAGCGUAUUCGUGACGCGGAAACAGGUGUUCCUUCGUCCACAUACCGAAUCUCCGAUGUUCCACGUCGACGGGCUCUUCCGUUUUAUUUUCUUCUAUCGUCGGAGAUUCGUUCACGGUGUCCCGAUCGCGUUAGUUGUCGGAAUAAAUGGAAUCAAUGUAAAUACUGCAUUCUAAGUAUACAUUCAAUAAAACAUUAAUCGUAAAGCUA
Messenger RNA from Osmia lignaria (orchard mason bee), 10147 nucleotides. RefSeq names its product limbic system-associated membrane protein. Lineage: Eukaryota; Metazoa; Arthropoda; Insecta; Hymenoptera; Megachilidae. Gene Ontology annotation, biological process: synapse organization. Gene Ontology annotation, cellular component: neuron projection membrane. The record is from RefSeq and is a predicted model, not a curated record.